Molecule: messenger RNA, 3029 nt
Organism: Cyprinus carpio (common carp)
Lineage: Eukaryota; Metazoa; Chordata; Actinopteri; Cypriniformes; Cyprinidae
Product: protein FAM124A-like
Source: RefSeq, a predicted model, not a curated record
ACGGCGGUGACGCACAAGCUUCACGAACGAACCGGAUCACGCAGACUCUGGCGUGUCUUGUCACUAUUAUAUGUGCCUGUCACCGUUACUGGAGUCGGUUGUUCAUCCAAGCUUUAACAAGUUUCGUUGCUUUCAUGUUGUGCAGUGUACGUGAGCGUUAAAGUGCAGAAGAGAAAACGGGAGGCAUGUGAAGUUACUGUCACUUUCACCAGAGAUGGAGAAUUCAGUUGAAGAUGAGUGCGCUGAUUCGGGAGCGGAGACCGGAGGCUGUGAACGAUGAAAAGAUGCAUCCUGGUUUGUUUAUAGGUCUGACUACAGUCUUAUGUCAUCAGCAAGCAGUGAUUUGUCCAUGGGGGACCUACAAGAUCCUUUCCUAGUUUCUAUCCACAUCAUCACUGACCCCGGUCAGGCCAAAACGCUCCAGCAAGCCGCUGAUCAGGUCCUCUCCUGGCUCCACCCUGAUCUCACCCUCUUCAGGGUGUCAGAACGGGCAGGAGGUCUCUCUCGAAAGCCCAAGGUCCGCCUCCAGCGCGUCACCGAACCACCAUCGCACCAGCCAGCCUUGGCUGUAAUCCUGUUUCUACAGGAUGAAUAUGGAGGUGAAGAGAGUCUUGAACGUCUCCACAAUCAGCUGAGAUGCCCACCGUGGCGAUACCACCACACAGAGCGGGUGAACAGGCGAGGCCUCUUACCAUUUUCUUCAGCCAGCCAGGACUUUGUUACUCUUGCACCAGGCACACCACUAUGGGCGCUUCGCCAGGUGCACUACGGCAAAGAAAUUGUGCGCUUUACAGUCUAUUGUCGCUACGAGACCUACACCGAACAGGUGCGUCUGUACAGGUUGCUCCUGCGCCGAAGGCUAGCCCAGAAGAAGGAGGAUUUCUGUUUCUGUGUAGUCUACUCCAACCCUGAAACAGAAAUCCAGCUGUCAUUCAAGCGGAUGCCCCAUGGCCAGAACCCCGUCCCCACUGAAAAUGCUGUGAUGGAGAUCAGAGUAAGGGAUAUCGGUGAACUUGUGCCACUGCUGCCAUGUCCCUGCACGCCUAUCAGCGACGUCCGCUGGCAAACAAAUGAUUAUGAUGGGAAUAAAAUAUUGCUACAGGUUCAAGGUUCACGGUAUUACCGCAAGCACACUAUUGCGAAGUUCUGUCACCUUCCUCCUGAUGAUCCUCCGGUUACCUCCCCUCCUCCACCCGAGCUGCCCCCUCCACCUCCUCCACCAUACGGCCGCGGGCCCGCCUCCUAUCGAAAUCGCCGUUAUCACCGGAACUCAUCGCAUUCGCGGACCCAGACCCUUCCGUCUCCGGUCGCCUCCAGGACACCCACGCUGUGCGAUCAGGAGGGCCGCAUGGAGAGGCUCCAGAGGGAUGUGGAACUCUUACGGGCGGGAUGGACAGGCCAUCGCACACAGUCCCUCUUUUCUCUGCCUACAGAUGAGUCCCGCUCCUCGUGUGCCUCUCCGUCAAGCUUCCGUCCUCGCUGCUUCUCUUCAAUGGCUGCUCCAAUUUUCCGUGUCAAUGUCGAUACACUAGUGGGAGCCGAAGAGACGGAUGUGGACACGGGACAGACCAUCAGCGGCAGCUCUGUGGACCUAUCGGUGGUCUCAGGUUAUUCCCAUCCACAGCUGAGGCACCAUUUAAAGGCCCCAGCACUGCGGCCCAAGUCUGCUCCUCCAACAGACGGAGGUCUUGACUUUGCUGAUCUGACCUAUAAUAAUGCCUCCUCCAUAAGACAGACUCCUUUACUGUCUAGAACACAGAGCAUCUCUGCUAAAUCCACACCUUGUGUAGUACACAAACCACAGCCAAAGAAUGUGAAAGAUGUGUUGCAGGACAAAGGGCAGCAGAAGAGCAAUGGCAUUGUGACAGUAGAUGAUUGUAAUCAAGAAGGCAUUGCAGAGGAAGAGCAAGAAUUUUAUAUCUGAAACAUGCAGGACAAUCAUCUCAUCAGCAUGUAUGCAGGUCUUAAAGAGGGAUUGUUUUUAGGUCUUCUAUAAUUGCAAGCAGCUGAGUAUUUAAAUAUGGAAAACCCUUAAACAAAUUGUUCAUCCAAAAAUGAAAAUUCUUUCAUGAUUAAACUCGUAAAACUCACCUGAAACACAUAUUAAGAUAUUUUAAUGAAACCUGAGAUGGUUCAUUGAAAGUCCAGGUAAUCAAAAACGUCAGGUCAUAAAGGUGUUGACAAUUAAUUGCAGUUUAUUAAGUCUUGUGAAGAGGUAUGAUCACUUUAUAUGAGCAGAUUUAAUUGACUUUCAAUGGAGGGACAGAAACAUAGGUUUAAUUAAAAUAUCAAAAUUUGUGUUCUGAAACGGGUUUGGAACGACAAAGGGGUGAGUCAAGGAUGACAGAAUGUUUGGGUGAACUAUAUUUAAGCUUUUGUUCUACAGUGAAUUGUUUAAUUAGCAACAGACCAUGCUUAAAAAAUGUGCAUUCAUAAUGAAUGACUUUAAGACUGAAUGAAAUUGACUUGUAUUUGUUGUAUGUUGUGGUAUUCUGUAGUGUUUCAUAAUAGUUUUAAUAACAAAAGAGCUUCAUUGUUUAUGUCAGAGAGCUCAGCGAAGAAUAAAACUCUGCCACCUAGUGGUUGAACAUGUUAACUACACAGGCGCUAGACACUUGUGUCAUGAGGCAGGUCACUCAUUAUUAGAGAAAAUAUUGAAAUUUCCACAGUUUGUACAGUUUCACUAUUUGUUCCGUGUAAGAAAAUUGUGUGUUUCUGACCUGAAUGUAAUGCUUUACAUUAUCACACAUUUUAAAUUAUAUGUACAUAUUUUGUUUUAAUGACCUCUCAGUGACAGAUGUCAGUGCUCUGUGCAAAAUAUCAAUGAUUAUAUGGAUAGACAAGAAAAUAAUCAAGGAACUCAUUAAUGUCUGUGUUUACAAAUAUAAAAUUAUGGUGUGAAUUACUUGCUGUUUAUGUUGUAAAAACAAAACCCAAAUAAUUAUUAUGGUUAUUAUAGGGGUUAGCAGCUGUUUCUCUGUGGGAAAAUAAAUAAAUAAUAAUAAAUAAUGAAUUCUUACAACAAUUGG